Mycena citricolor is the source of this 1729-nucleotide messenger RNA. NCBI's taxonomy places the organism in Eukaryota, Fungi, Basidiomycota, Agaricomycetes, Agaricales, Mycenaceae. The record is from the annotation of a GenBank genome assembly.
CGACAUACUCGGUGACACGAAGCGAAAUCCUCAAAUUCUGCCGGCUAUGUGUCGUGGUUCUCGGGAAGUUCCCACGAAGGCGUCCAAGUGGGUGAAUAGCGUGGGCGGAGCGCAUAGCCUCUCUGAAGGAGAAAAGGUUGGUGAUCUACCCACCAUUGCUCGGGGCACUGUAUUCUGCCAAGAUUGGCGAAUUUCUCCCGGAGAUCUGGGGCGAUAGUUUCACGUGUAUCUGGCUCCACGGUCAGUCGAGCGGUUUGUGGGUGCGGUUGUUGACGUCUGUCUAUACUUAUCAAGUACGCUUGUCAUCACUCAUGAGUCGCUGCAAUCUAAUUCUCGCAUUCGCCGUCCGCUGAGUCGUUCUUGACGGACGAAUCUCAAAUCGGGCCUCGGGACCUUUACCAAAUACCAAAUCGUUCUCUCCGCGAUGGCUUCGAGACAUCGGCCCUUGAGACACACACAAUGGCGCCACGCGACCAUUGAUUGAAUCUACUUGAAGAGCGCAAGACUCACACUCAAUGGACUCUCCACUCAUCCCUCCCACUUUCCCUCUACAUACCUGCGAUCUUUCCGUGGCGCCAUGAAGAGCUUACUGAAGAAAGUCUCAAAGCCUCGUCUCAAGCCGCAACGACCGCAAGACUGGAUCGGAACUGCACGAAACUUUGUUUACAACAUAAUCAACGACAGUGCGAGGGAAAGUAACGUGAGGCUCGGGGCGGAAGAUGGAUAUCUAUCCACUAGAGAGUCAGUUGCUACUUUGUCUCGCUUGAUGGAUAGAGCUCCAGGCUGAGUGCCUAUGCUCAGAUUGUCCAGGCGCAUUGACGCUGUCGAGAGUCUGGGCGCAGCGUUGGAUAUGAACACGGCUGAAAAGAUUCUCAGAGAUGCUGAAACAGCUUGGAAUGAACAUCGGUCGUCAAGCCAGUCUCUCAGAGACGCUCACGAUCUGGCCCUCGCGAAUCGGCCUUCACCACUUAAUCGGGAAGAAAUGUUCCGCAGAACUGCAGAAGAGGCCGCAACAACAUUCGCUUCCCCGCCUGGGCCUGCGUCGCGGGGUCGUGAAUUGCGAUAUGUAUCGCAUCUCACGCACGCCCCCCUCCACCGACGAGUCCCCAACAUCAAUUCUCAGCAAGAUCUCAUUGGCGGAAAGUUCGCUACUAGUAGUACGACACCCCCGACUCGUUCUCCGUACGAGCAAGGUCCAUAUUCCCAGCAACAGUCACACCAGUAUCAUCUGAAUCGUUCUGCGAACCAGGCGGACCCUCACCCUUACCUGCAACCAGCCGGACAGGGCCAUUCACCUUACCCGCCGCCUGCAUCUCAACCGUACCACGGUUAUCCUCAGCCAGUAGACCAUCGUGUCCAUCAGCAGCAGCUCGCCGAUCUCCAAGCGGGAUACUCUCAGUCGCCGCCGCCACGGGGUGGAUAUCCCCAGCCUAGUCAUCCUCAGCAGUCCGGGUUUCUUCAGCGCGGCCAUUCUCAGCAGUCGGGGCAUCUACAAACCGGCUAUCCUCCCCCACCUCAGCAGGAGUAUCCCCAGUCUGGCUACCCUUUUUCUAGCUACCCUCCCCAGCCCGUAGUUUGGCCAUCUGAGCAGUCGCACGACCCAGCUGCCCUGGCGCAGUGCCGUGAUGGGCUCCUCUACCACGAAACCGAGGUCAGCUACGUGGACGACGGAUCCGGGCCAUCCUCUGGUCGUCGUCAGCGGGCUGCUCCUGCUCGUCGUCGUCAUUAG